Molecule: messenger RNA, 2190 nt
Organism: Trichoderma harzianum CBS 226.95
Lineage: Eukaryota; Fungi; Ascomycota; Sordariomycetes; Hypocreales; Hypocreaceae
Exons: 1
Coding region: 363-1841 (492 amino acids)
Biological process (GO): peptidyl-lysine monomethylation
Cellular component (GO): nucleus
Molecular function (GO): protein-lysine N-methyltransferase activity
Source: RefSeq, a predicted model, not a curated record
UUCGGAGAGCUGCAUAUCACACUAUCGUUGAUCUAAACAGUGCGUGUGGCUUUUGCGAUUGCGGCCACCCAAUUGGCGAUACGCUGUGCUUGUGUGUUUUUUGAUUCAUUUCUUUAUUCCCGUUUGGAUUUUGUUGUUGUGGUGAGAGAGUGGUUGUUGGCGAGGCUGAAUAUCUGUCUAUCUGGUUGUUGGAUUCUCGAGAUAGCCUCGUCUUUGAUAUCGGAGCCUUGCCUUUACCUCGGCUCACUCACUUCUUCACCUGGGACUCACCUUGUCUCAUCUCAUCUUAUUAUAUCUCAUCUCAUUUCAUCCUAUCUCAUCCAAUCUCAUCUCAUCUUACAUCUCAAGACUAUCUCACAACAAUGGACUCCAUCGACGAUCGCAUCUCCCUCCUCCUCAACUGGGCCUCCUCUCACAACGCCCUCCUCCACCCAUCCGCCCAAAUCUACGACGACCCCGACACCGGCCUCUCCUUUCGCGUCAAUCCCUCCUCAACCUCCUCCAUCCCCCCCUACGAGCCCAUCGUCAGCCUCCCCACAAGCCUCUCCCUCUCCUACCUCAACGCACUCCAACCCACGCCCGCCUUCCCCAGCGACUUUCUCUCAAAAACACGGCCCCACGUCGUCGGCCGCCUGUUUCUCAUCAAGGAGCUCCUCAAGGGCCAGGAGUCCUUCUGGUAUCCUUACAUCCAGGCGCUCCCCCAGCCCGAGGAUUUCGAUGACUGGGCCCUGCCGCCCUUUUGGCCGGAGGAGGAGGCCGAGCUGCUCGAGGGCACGAAUGUCGAGAUUGGAUUGGAAAAGAUUCGGGAGGACCUCGGUCGUGAGUUUCGCGAUGCUAGGAACUUGUUGAUUGCUUCGCAAAAGGAUGCCGAGGACGAUUUUUGCGACCAUCUUACUCGUGAGCUGUAUCAGUGGGCGUACUGCAUCUUCUCGAGCCGCUCCUUUCGGCCGUCGCUGGUGCUGUCCGAGGAGCAGCAGCAGUCUCUCCCCGAGGGCGUCAGCACCAACGACUUUUCCGUGCUGCUGCCGCUGUUUGACAUUGGGAACCACGACAUGACGGUCCACGUGAGGUGGGAUCUCGCAGCCGGAGACGAAGCCGGAGCUGGAAUCAGGGGCUCAGGGGCUGCCGUCCAGCUCAAGGUCGGCAGGGAGCACAAGCCCGGGCAGCAAAUCUUCAACAACUAUAGCCCCAAGACCAACGCCGAGCUGCUGCUGGGAUACGGCUUCAUGCUUCCCGUCACCGACGCCCUGCACAACGACUACAUCCACGUCCGCAAGCGCACCGCGCCAUCUCCCUCCGCCGCGCCAACCCAGCCCGGCAGCUCCUCGCCCGAGGAAUAUCUCAUCUCCCUACGGCCCAUCUCGCAUCCAUCCUCCCUCCUCGCCGCCUCCAAGCAGACCCUCAACGUCUUCCCCCCUCCGCCGCUGCCGGGCCUUCUCGGCGCCUUCAAGCACGUCCAGCACGACAUGGUCUGGGACAUUUUCCUGACGCUGCUGCAGCACUCGUCCAUUCCGCUCAUCAAGCUCAUCCCCCUCAACUCAAACACUUUCCCUACCGAGGAGGAGGCUGUGCGCCAGCGCCAGGAGCGCUUCUUUUCCGGCCACGUCAACGACGAGUGCCAGGACUAUCUCGAGCAGACCGUCGCCAUCAUCCAGCACAAGAUCCUGCAGGAGCUCGAGAGGCUCAACGAGACGGACAUGGAGGUUGUAGGAGAAGACGCUGAGCUGUUGUCGCCGAACCAGCGCCUGGCGUUGGAGUAUAGGGAACGGUGUCGACAGGUUUUGGAGAAUACGCUGAGUACUAUGGGAGAGGACGACAUGAUGCAGGAUGACGGCGAGUGAGUCCAAAUCUAAGAAGAGAGUACGCCAAAGAUGAUGAACAAAGAAAGAAAGAAAAAAGACAGCACGAGUUAUGAAUCAUGACGGUGUGGACAUGCGGCUGGAUGACGACCCGGAAUGGAUAGAACACGUAUAAAUAUAUAUAUAGUAAUGUUAUUCGUUGAAAGCAUUAUUACCGCAGACGCUCGCUGCCGUGUUGAAGCACCCCUUUAUUCUACGUAUUUACAAGAUCAUCCCGCGUUUUAAAUAAAUAAGACAAAAUAUCAUCAUGGCGACUUGAGCAAUGGAUCCUUCAGUUCGGCCUGCAUCAAGGCUUCUUCUAGCGGAAUCUCCUUUAGCGCGACCACCUUUG